GCAUAUGGGCACUAAAUAAGAAGCAGCAAAAUUUUGUAAUUGAAGUUGUAGUCGAUGGUCGAGUUACAUGACCUGCGGUAGAAAACGAGGCGUAGAGAGUCAUUGAGUCAGUAAUAUCUGUUUGAAUAAGCCUCCAGGCCUUGUCUGUCAUGGAGAAUGGAUAUGGGCGCAGGCCCAGUGCAAUGGCUAGACCGGAAGACAGUCGAAGCAGCACCCCACUCAGACUCUUUGUUGAUGCCAAGAGGAAGAUUAAUGAAAUCUACAAGGAGGUGUCGGGUCACAUCACAGACAGCCAUGUAUUCCUGGACGGCAUCUCUGCAGCCUCCCAGGUGGUAUCCGAAGAACAGCUGAGUAAGGUAGAAUCAUUCAGAAACCAAGUUCGAGGGAUCCAAGAUGUCCUGGAGAGAGACCACAUGAAAGUAGCAUUCUUCGGCAGAACGAGUAACGGUAAGAGUACAGUGAUCAACGCGAUGUUACGGGAUAAGGUGCUGCCCUCUGGAAUCGGCCACACCACAGACUGCUUCCUGUGUGUCGAGGGAUGCGAAGGGCAGGAGGGUUACAUGAGCCGACAAAACAGCUCGGAGAAAAUGAGUAUAACUUCUGUGAGUCAGUUAGCCCAUGCGCUGGCAGGAGAGCGUGACCACGAGGAGUGUCAGCAGAGUAGCAUUCUUCACAUCUUCUGGCCCAAGACGCAGUGCCAUCUUCUCAUGAAUGAUGUGGUCCUGCUCGACAGUCCUGGAAUAGAUGUAGAACAGGAUUUGGAUGAAUGGAUCAACACGCACUGCGUUGAUGCUGAUGUCUUUGUCUUGGUCUUAAAUGCAGAGUCUACUCUCAUGAGAACAGAGAAAAGCUUCUUUCACAAAGUAAGUGAGAAGCUCUCCAAACCCAACAUCUUUAUUCUGAACAACAGAUGGGAUGCCUCCGCGAAUGAACCAGAGUUCAUGGAAGCGGUGAAGAGGCAACAUUUGGAGAGGGAUGUCAAAUUCUUGGUGGAAGAGCUCAAAGUUAUGACUGAAGCGCAAGCCAAGGAUCGGGUGUUCUUUGUGUCGGCCAAGGAGGCCCUUAACUCCAGGAUACCCAAGACCCUGUCUACCCCAGAUGCAAAUCCAGUUGUUGAAGGUUACCAGGCAAGGUUGUUUGAGUUUGAGAACUUUGAGAGAAAAUUUGAGGAAUGUAUUUCCCAGACUGCUGUGAGAACCAAGUUUGAGCAGCAUGCUAAGCAAGGCAGACAGAUUGUCGAUUACACACAGGAGAUUCUAUCACAGGUCUUAGAAGCAGCUACCAAAAAGAGAGCGGCCUGCAUCGAGAAGCGCAAGGAUCAGAACGAUAGGUUAGACUACCUGAAGGAUCAGAUGAAGAUACUGAGCUUAGAGAGCAAAGAGAGGAUUAAAGAUGUUUCUGAACAAUCAGAAUCAAAGGUAUCGGCUACCAUGACAGAUGAGAUCAGGAGAUUAUCCCUGCUGGUGGAUCAGUUUGAUAAACCUUUCCAUCCUGAAUCAUUAGUGGUUCAAGUCUACAAGGAGGAGCUUCAGAAGCACGUGGAAGCAGGUCUUGGUCAGAACCUAGCAGCAAGAUGUUCAGCUAAUAUCAAACAGUCAGUAGAGGAGGUCCAAACACAGAUGACAGAACGUCUGUCUGCCCUCUUACCCGGGGAUUCAAAGGAGAGGGUCGAGGGUCUCCUCUUCCGCAGGGACUUUGAUCUCAGCUACCGUCUCGACUGCCAGCACCUCUUUGCCGACUUUAAGGAGAAUAUUGAAUUCCGCUUCUCACUGGGUCUGACUGCCAUCAUGAACAGAUUUCUGGGACCGAGGGGGACCAGAGCCACCCUUGCUGGCCUCACGGGAAUGGUGCCCAGCAACCUCCCUCCUGGGGUAACAGUGACAGAGGGGCCUUCUUCCGCUGACAUGACGGUGGCCAUGCUGUCUGGCAUAGCAUCACUCUACUCAAGAACCUCAGUGGGACUCAUGAUCAUCAGUGGCAUAGUUUGGAAGUCCGUAGGUUGGAGGGUACUGGUCGUAGGGGGUGGUCUCUACGGUGUGGUGUACGCAUACGAGCGACUGACAUGGACAAACCGUGCCAAGGAGAGAAUCUUCAAGAAGCAGUUUGUUGAAUAUGCCUCAGACAAGCUCAAGCUUCUUGUUAGCUUCACUAGCUCCAACCUCAGCCAUCAAAUACAGCAGGAGCUGUCGGGGACCUUUGCUCGUCUCUCCCUGGAGGUGGAGACCUCCAAGCAGAGCCUGGAGAAGGAGAUUGUUGAUAUGGAGGUGGAGACUAAGAGACUGGAGGGCCUAAUCACCAAGGCUAAACUCAUGAGGAAUAAAGCUGGCUGGUUGGACAAUGAGCUGGAAAGGUUCAUCAAGCAAUAUAUUCUGCAUUGACAGGAGCUAUCACCAUAGCAACCAAGAUGGUGCAACUCUGGGGAUGUGAUCCUUCAUACAAGAAGAUAUGCUACGAAGCCAAUAAAAGCCCUGUGAAGGCCAUCCAAAUUUAACCUGCUACAAGUACAUGUAUGUUCAUUUGAUAUGUGAGAUCAAGAGUUCACAUAUUUUGUGAAUGCAAUGGGAGCCUUAAAUAUAUUCAACACUAUGGACAGUGAAGUGUUGGAUCAGUCUCAUAUAUUGGUUUUCAUGUUGGUAUAAAAUUGGUGUAAACCAUGUCAUUGAUUUAAUUUGUUCCCUCCGCCAUCUAAACAUGAAAGGAUUAUUCAACACUGAAAAAUAGAGUACAAUUCAAUCAAUCUCUUCAAUUAAUACUUAUGUUUGUUUUAAUCUCUAAUUUACUCUUGACAUAGCAUAUAUAUACUUGAGUUGUAGUUUAUGCAUAAUCAUUAAGUUUUUGUUGAUUUAGCCCCAAUCUGCCAAAUGUGUUUGCAGAAAAUGAACACCCAAAUAACAUGUAUCGUCAAACCUGCUCACUAGAGGCCACAAAAGAAUAAAUUGGAUCUGUAUAGAGAGUAGGCUCUUAAAAAAAAAAAAAGGAAAACUGAUAUGUAGAUGUUCUAGUGAUAUAGUCCAUGAAAAUAGUUUGUCCUUGUAAAACUAGAAGCUUUCACGCGCAUGAAAUGUUUUCAAAUUUUUGUGAGUGGUUCAUUUCCACAAAAAGUUUCAUGCCACGACAUUAAUUGAAUCACAAUCCACACAACCCAAAAUCUGUGCAUUAGCAAAAGUUUCUUUCUGUGGAAAUGGUUGUCCUUAACCCUUUGACUCUGGAAACUGAUGGAUCCUGUGUUGAAGCCUACAGGAAUGAGUGGACUCAUUAUCCAUUGGGUUAAGAAUUCGCGAAAGUUUCUGGACUUAUGGUAUUGUUGUGGCCCUCAAAGAUGGAGCAGGUUUGAUCGUUAUAAUAUGAGAAAUGUUAUACAAAUUGCUCAAGUAUAACUGAAAAUAUCUAAAGCUUAGAUGACAUUUAUUUAUUGAAAGGCUUUGCUUCUACGUCAAUACCCCUGUCUAUGCUACACGUACCGUAUUUAAUCUUUUUCAAUUUUGAUUUGAAUAUUUGAUUUUUUUUCUUCCCAAACUAAAGUUUCUGUUAAUAACAAAUGUCAUAAUUGCAAAGACUUUCAAAAGUUAAUUUCAAUAGCCUAAUGUAUCACCUUCUGAAACCAUUAAUGUAUAUAUUACAUAAUCCAGAUAUGAUUUUUUAUAGCAGCAGGGUACCUAAAAUUGCUUUUGAGUUCAUUGCUUGAACGUCGUUAUGUUACCGAUAUAUUUUGAAGUUUGGAGUAGAAGUUUAAUAAGAAAUGCUCACCCCUUUACUUUCUUGCCAGUUCUAAUUAAAUUCCACCGUUAUUCUCUUGAUGAGCCAAGCUCAACUAAUCUUAGACUGUUGACUGGUAUGUUAUUAUUUAAAAAAAUAGUACUUGUUCAGUCCAGAAAAUUUGCUGUAGCUUCUGGUGUUUUGUGUUGCUAAAGAUUAUUUUUGUACAUUGUCGGUUCGUUUUUCGGUUUAUCAAAACCAAUACCGUAGUGGAAUACAGGAUUAAACACUCUGAACGUUGUCUGAAAAAUAAUGCGGAACUUCUUCCCGAAAACAUGAAGAAAAAAAA
Messenger RNA from Strongylocentrotus purpuratus (purple sea urchin), 4045 nucleotides. RefSeq names its product mitofusin-2. Gene Ontology annotation, biological process: mitochondrial fusion; mitochondrion localization. Gene Ontology annotation, cellular component: mitochondrial outer membrane. Gene Ontology annotation, molecular function: GTPase activity; GTP binding. Lineage: Eukaryota; Metazoa; Echinodermata; Echinoidea; Camarodonta; Strongylocentrotidae. The record is from RefSeq and is a predicted model, not a curated record. The transcript is spliced from 18 exons. The coding region runs from base 150 to 2378 and encodes 742 amino acids.